This is a messenger RNA of Aspergillus homomorphus CBS 101889, 684 nucleotides long. RefSeq lists its product as uncharacterized. The record is from RefSeq and is a predicted model, not a curated record. The coding region runs from base 1 to 684 and encodes 227 amino acids. NCBI's taxonomy places the organism in Eukaryota, Fungi, Ascomycota, Eurotiomycetes, Eurotiales, Aspergillaceae. The transcript has 4 exons.
AUGGAGCACGCUGCUGACCUGAGCCCAGGGACAUAUGCGUUCCACGGGAGCUUACAUUUAACGCGCAAUACGCAGUACACCACGCCGCCAACGCUGCUGCAGGCCUUCGCGCAAGUCUUCGAAGUCGUUUCGUGCGCUACGAGCGCCGCCGCUGUCGCGUCCCCACGUCUCACUGUCUCGCGCUGCCUCCGCCCCGGCCACAGACACUACCACCGCUUCUUCUGUCGCAUAACUGCCGAUAUUUUGGGCCGGAUCCAUGUCACACAGUCCAUUUGUAAACCGCCCAGACGCGGCGACGAGAACGAGGACUACCAGGAGAUUAUCUAUGCGGCGGCGGACGGCUUGAAGCGGCAUCCGCCGCCGCCCGCGAAGCCCUGGCCGCUGCCGCUGAUGCUCUGUCCCCGGUGGGGUUCGCCCCUCAGCGAGCCCGAUUCUCCCGCUGCCCCCGCCCCCGCGUUGCUUGCGCUGCCUGCCCCUGCUGCCGCCACCGCCCAUCCUUCCUACCGGCGCCCCCGGUGCCAUCUGGCCCCCCCUUCCCGCGACGCCUCAUAUCUCCGGUCCGGGGCUAUCCAGUACACGUUGCGGACGACGAAUGUGUGGGCGACCCCCACAACUCGCGGUCCCCUGGUAGCUGGACCUUCCCCGCCCGCGGGCACAAACGCGCGAAGAAAACGAAAACGUUGA